CCUCUGCCCUUUCCCCACAGGCCCUCUCUCUGCUGCCCACAGCCAUGGCCCCCACCGCAGCACCACAGGAGGAGACCACUUCCUCACGCCCCCAGUUCUGCAAGUGGCCGUGCGAGUGCCCGCCCUCUCCACCCCGCUGCCCGCUGGGGGUCAGCCUCAUCACGGAUGGCUGUGAGUGCUGUAAGAUGUGUGCCCAGCAGCUUGGGGACAACUGCACGGAGGCCGCCAUCUGUGACCCCCAUCGGGGCCUCUACUGCGACUACAGUGGGGACCGCCCGAGGUACGCAAUAGGAGUGUGUGCACAGGUGGUCGGCGUGGGCUGCAUCCUGGACGGGGUGCGCUACGACAACGGCGAGUCCUUCCAGCCCAACUGCAAAUACAACUGCACGUGCAUCGACGGCACCGUGGGCUGCACCCCGCAGUGUCUCAGCGCGCGCCCCCCGCGCCUCUGGUGCCGCCGCCCGCGGCGAGUGAAGGUGCCCGGCAGCUGCUGCGAGCAGUGGGUGUGCGAGGAGGAUGCGAGGAGGCCACGCAAGGCCACGCCCCGCGACACCGGGGCCUUCGAGGUGGCGGGCGAGGUGGAGCCGUGGCACAGUAACUGUAUCGCCUACACCAGCCCUUGGAGCCCCUGCUCCACCAGCUGUGGCCUGGGGAUCUCGACUCGGAUCUCCAACGUGAACGCUCGGUGCUGGCCAGAACAGGAGAGCCGCCUGUGCAACCUGCGACCCUGUGAUGUGGACAUCCGCCAUCAUAUCAAGGCAGGGAAGAAGUGUCUGGCUGUGUACCAGCCAGAGGUGCCCAUGAACUUCACGCUCGCCGGCUGUGUCAGCACCCGCUCCUACCAACCCAAGUACUGUGGGGUCUGCACGGACGACAGGUGCUGCAUACCCUACAAGUCCAAGACCAUCAGCGUGUCCUUCCAGUGCCCCAGCGGGCCUGGCUUCUCCCGCCAGGUCCAGUGGAUUAACGCUUGCUUCUGCAACCUGAGCUGCCGGAAUCCCAAUGACAUCUUUGCUGACUUGGAAUCUUACCCCGACUUCUCAGAAAUCGCCAAUUAGGCAGACACACAACACAUGGUGCAGAGUCUGGCCAGCCCUCCGUGGCCAGCAACUUUCACAAUUGGUUCUUCCUCGGCCAGCUUCCUACUCACUUCUCACUAGCCUGGUCAUGGCUCAUGGCCUCCUUUAUUUCUCAGACCACCCGGAUGACCCAUGACGGUGCUGCUCCAGCCCAGACUGCGUCCCCUCCAUGGCAGGCUCCUGCAGCCACUCCAAAGAAAAGGCCCGAUUCUGGCUUCUCAGGACAAAGCCCACGCCUGGUCCAGCCUGUCCAGGUUGCUGGGAGCCCUGCUCGGUCUUGUCUGAACUGCAAGGAGUGGGGGGCAGCCAGACUUGCGAUCUCAUUAAUUCCUCUUUAGAGGACAAAUCACAGAAUGCGCCCCAUUCAGAAACACGGGCGGGCUCGGGGGCUACAGUUCCUUGGGCCCUACCAAGUGGCACUCGAAUGCUCCCGUCACACCCCAAGACUAGCUCUGACGCCAAAGACUCGUGCAUGCUGAGGUCACCAGGCAUUUGCCAGGUGAGGUGAAUGGCUGCUUGGUUUGGAUUUGUAAGGGAAAGUUGCAUCCACUAACCUGAGCACUGCUAGAAGUUAGGUUUCUCUUCACCCAUUCUAGAGAGUCCCAGUUGGGUUCAUUCCAGUGAGAAAUGCGAUUUGACAAACUUUAUUCAUGCUCGUGGAAAAAAAAAAAAGUCAAUACCCCAGGGACAGGGCAAGGUCAGCCAAGUUCAGAGGCAGCCAUUGACUGACAGGGCUUCAGGCUGUGGGCCUGGCCCUUCUUGCAUCCCAGGUCUCUCCUGCCAGAGGGGCUCAUGGGAGUUGACAGAACCCCUGUGGGUGGUGUCUGGAACAUUCCUUUCUUUUAGGGGCCUUGGGAGGUGCCACUGAAGUCCAGGCCACCCCCACCUAUGAUGACCAAAGACAGGUACAGGUGUGCCGUGGAUCACCCAAGAAGUGGGUGCAGCCUGCCUCCCUCCAGAGCGGAGCCUACAGGACCACAAAGGGCCUGGAACCUGGACCAGCACACAUCUGUGUCUGUGGCAGGAACCCCUGGCACGGCUUCGGGUCUGCUGACCAAUGGGCUGUCCAGUUUUCUGGUCUGAACACAGGGGUUGACCUCUGUAGAAAUGGACAGACGUUGGAGCAGGUGUUAUAACCCCAAAGCGGGUAGAGGUAAAAGGGAGGGAAGGCUAUGAUCCAUGGAAAUGAAGCCAUCACUUAUUUUGUUAGUAAAAGACCAUUCUUGCUGUUGCGGUUCUUGCAACACCUCUGCAUGCCCUGCACUGUUCUCAGGGCUCCACAUCCCCCAGCUCACCGACUCCGCAUGGUCAUGGGCAGCCAAUCCCGUCAGGCCUUGGGCUCCUACAAGUGUGAAAUGGGAGCUCCGAGAGGCAGGCGAGGAAACUUGACCAGAGUCACCCAGCUGGUGGGGGAGGGACUGGGACUCAGAGCCAAGAGGGACUGACUUGAUAGCUCCUGCUCCCUGCCCCCCCCCACACUUCUUUUAGAGCUUCCGAAAGCGUAGGAUAGGAAUGCAUAGAGGAAUCGCCAUGUCCUACUUUGACGUUUCACUCUUCUCUUCCCCAGAGAGGACAGUCCGGGUGUUUGAUGUCAGGUACCCAAAAAGGCAGGGGGGAUAGACAGAAGUCCACGCAUUCCUUAUAGAUCACCUCCCCCUUUACACCAGAACCAGCCCGCUUCAUGCAUUCAAAAGUGACUCUGUCCACCCAGCACUGCACAUUGAAUACUCACGCACGGCUACUCACGAGGGACUCGUGUGCACCGCCCGGGGGAUUCCUGAGCAGAAGGAACAGGGAACGGACCCUCCUACUGUGACCUCCCGAGAGCCUAGCCAGCGCUAGGCAGACCGUGGUGCUCAAACAUAUCCGAUGAAUUCCUGUUGUAUGUGUUCCGACUUCUAUUCCGAAGCUCUCCCUGCCAGGGUUUACGUGAAAAUCCAAUUUUCACCAGCCAAACCUUCUCUUAAGAGCCAUAUGGAAAGAGAUGGCUAACGUUUUAAAGGAACGUGGAGUGGUUUGCAUUCCUGUGUCGCGUCUUCUGGGUGCACGUUGUGGGUUUUCUUCCAGGGCAAACAGCUGCGUCCGUGAAUCACAAGGCUAGGCGUGAGCUGAUUCCACCUGAAAUAUUCAAGAAAACCCCUGGUCCUACUGAACUGGUGUUCUGAUUUGGGAAACUGAACAGAGCUUCCCAGGUCAUUGUAGGCACGGCGGGAGGGACUGGGGGUCAUCCCGAGAGUGGGUGGGGGGUGAUGUUGGGAACGCGCCAGCUCCUGGUGGCUUUGGGAAAAUAACCUGCCCCACGCAGGGCCUGGAGAGAAUUCUGGAAUCCACGGAGUGAGAUCAGGAGGAAGACCUUUUCCACAACUGUGUGGCCCGCUGCUGAGAAUGACAAUCGUUAAUGAAAAACCUCCUCUGACCGAGUGCUUACUGGAGCCAAGCACCACGUUACACUGUGCGUGAUCUUACUAUGGCGGCCGCUUGUGUCUGCUUCUCUUCUCUAUUCCGCACGCGGAGAAGCCAGGACUCCAGGAAGCUGGGACAUCAGCCAAAUCACUGCUGCAGCCCAGGCCCCCGCUGGUGCUCCUCUGCCUUGCUCUCGGGAGGACCCAAGGCACGGCCCGAACAGCUCCUGUUGGAGAACCCAUCGGCUGGGGGUGCAAAGAGGCCAAGGGCUCCUCGCGGUCUCUCUGAUCCUUUGUAACUCCACAAUCUGACACAGGAGAGAGAACCUCACAUUACUGCUUAGGAUGAAGCUCUGGUGUGCCGCGGUGGAGACGGAGGGGGCUCGGGAUUCAUCAAACCACUCUUUCUGAAGCUUAGCGAACUUUAUUAUGAGCAUAUGGUGACGGCUUAGCGUGUGCCAGCCUUGCACUACGUACGUUAAGUGCUGAAUCUCAUGGAACCCUCAUAGCAAACCCCAAGACACGGAAUUGCUUGUGUUUGUCUUAGAAGACGAGCUGUGCUUCCUAGAGGCUAUGUCAUUGGCUCAGGCUCUUUCCAGCCAGCAAAUGGCAGACCGGGAUGGCAAACCCAGGAUUCUCCGACCCCUGAGCCGUCUCUCCUAAUGCCACACCUGGGUCUCCUGGCACUCGAUCAGGAGGUAGGAUUUCUCCAAGAGGUGCUUAACUGACAAUCGCCGCCAUCUCAACUCUGCAGUGACUCAGAGAGUGAUCAAAGGAAGCCGAUGCAAAGGCCAGGACAGUCUGGGAUCUCAGUGACAGCGGCUGUGUAGCCGAAGGGACUGUGCACACGUAGUGUGGCUCGUACCACGAUGUUGAUCAUGUCGCCGCUUUUCAAAUACUUAUUUUUGAUGCAAAAUAACCCGCACGAUAACCCUGCCCGUGAGCGAGCGAGAACUUUGUCCGUGUCUCUCUGUACCUCUCGAUGUGUAUAUAUGUAUGUAUCUAUUUUUAAGCUGUGACUUAAUAUUAACUAUUUCUACUGCCACUUUUGUUAAGUGACCAAAACUAUGAAACGUCUUAGACUUUCUCACAGAGGGCCCACAGCCCUCGGGCCGUCCGCCAUGUCUUAGAGCAUCCCUCCUCUUGCUCGUGAUGUGUGUAGCAUGCAACGUGUUUGUUCAUCGCAAAUGGUUUUUGUCCCGCAAAUCCCCUGUGUAAGCUUCUUUCCUUAAAGCAAUAAACCUUCAGCAGAGCAA
Molecule: messenger RNA, 4737 nt
Organism: Oryctolagus cuniculus (rabbit)
Lineage: Eukaryota; Metazoa; Chordata; Mammalia; Lagomorpha; Leporidae
Source: RefSeq, a predicted model, not a curated record